CAUUACUGCUUGCGACCGCAUGGCGUUAAGGACACAGUGAACUAUUGCGUCAACCUUACGAGUGAACCGGCGUGUUUAGAUUUCACCAGUACCAGUCACCACCAGUUGGCGUGAUAGUUGUGUGUUGUAUCGAUCCCGUUGCUGUUAUUAUUCUCUGAAGCUAAACUAAUAUUCAGUGUAUGGUCAAAUUAUUAUGAUAAAAUAACAGUUAUAUUCAAGUAUUUUAUUAUUAGCAGUUCAUAAGUACGGUAUUUUUCCACGGAUCGCCAUGGAUGUGUGUUUUAGUGCUUUCGACAAGGACGGAGAUGGAUUUUUAAACCUAGAAGAGUUUGAUGAUAUUUGCAAGGGACUUUUCCGUAAUGACCAUGGAAUAGUAUACAGUCUUGACAACGACAAACUUGAGCACUUAUUCAAAAUAUUUGACACAAAAAAAGAUGGUUUGAUAGACAGGCAAGAAUUUUCUACGUGUUGGAAUAAAUGGAUUAAAACAAUUAUCAAACCUAAAAAUGUUUUUCUUAUUAUUGAUGUACAAAACGAUUUUAUAUCUGGAACUUUAAACAUAAGCAACUGUUCAGCUCGACAAAAUGGUUUAGACGUUAUUAAACCAAUAAAUCAAUUGCUAGAUACAGUAAAUUUUGAUUCUGUAGUUUAUUCUUAUGAUUGGCACCCUAUAGAUCACAUAUCUUUUAUUGAAAAUUUGCCAUUGAGAAAAAUUGAUUCUUCUUCUCCAAUUACAGCUGAAAAUGCAAAAUUAUUUGAUACUGUUGUUUUUGAAUGUUGCCCAAAAAUUAAACAGCGAUUAUGGCCAAAACAUUGUAUAAAAGAUUCAUGGGGAGCACAACUUUAUAAAGAUCUAAAAGUUGUGGAUAAUGCUAUGAAAAUUUACAAAGGUACCGUGUCUGAUGUAGAUUCCUAUUCUGUAUUUUGGGAUAAUAAAAAAUUGAGUGAAACAUCAUUGAGUAAUCAACUUGACAAACUGAACAUAACUGAUGUUUAUAUAUGUGGUCUUGCCUAUGACAUUUGUGUUGGUGCUUCUGCUGAGGAUGCUUUAUCAAUUGGCUACCGAACAAUAUUGAUUGAUGAUUGUUGUAAAGGUGUUGAUGUUGAUGAUAUUACAAAAACUAAACAAAGUAUUAUAAAAAAACAUGGUGUUGUUGUUCAAUCAAAUGAGGUUAAGGCAAUGGUUGAUGGGCGAGAUAGGCGUCCUGAAUUAGGCUACAAAUUAGCAAUUGAACUUGAAAAAUCAUUGAAUAAUAUUCAUUAAUAUAUUACCAGAUAUAUGAUUAAUAAAAAAUAAUAGUUGACA
Daktulosphaira vitifoliae (grape phylloxera) is the source of this 1306-nucleotide messenger RNA. RefSeq lists its product as uncharacterized. Bases 269 to 1264 code for a protein of 331 amino acids. Lineage: Eukaryota; Metazoa; Arthropoda; Insecta; Hemiptera; Phylloxeridae. Gene Ontology annotation, molecular function: calcium ion binding. The transcript is spliced from 9 exons. The record is from RefSeq and is a predicted model, not a curated record.